Pteropus alecto (black flying fox) is the source of this 1764-nucleotide messenger RNA. RefSeq names its product TNFRSF1A associated via death domain (gene TRADD). Gene Ontology annotation, cellular component: tumor necrosis factor receptor superfamily complex. The record is from RefSeq and is a predicted model, not a curated record. Lineage: Eukaryota; Metazoa; Chordata; Mammalia; Chiroptera; Pteropodidae. Gene Ontology annotation, biological process: positive regulation of canonical NF-kappaB signal transduction; extrinsic apoptotic signaling pathway. Gene Ontology annotation, molecular function: transmembrane receptor protein tyrosine kinase adaptor activity. The transcript has 6 exons. The coding region runs from base 351 to 1283 and encodes 310 amino acids.
GGGCCGCGGAGGCCAAGUUAGUGCAGACGGUGGGUAGGCUUCUCGGUGCUGGCGGGAGCAGAGGUGGAUCGCGGUUCAGGAGCAUAGGCGCGGCGCGGUUGUCAUCUGCGGCUGCCCAGGCCAAGUGGUGGCGGCGGCCUAUUGGGCUGUUUCCGUGGAAGGCCGGAGAGAGGCCCCAGCCCAUCUAAGCGUCUCCAGGAGGCGGUCUCUGGGUGGGUGAGGCGCCGCGCUUCCCGAGGAGAGGCUUCUGUGGAAAGACAUAUAGAAAGAAGUUCCUAAAGAGAUGAUGGGAGUCAAGGGCUCCAGCAGACGUGUUUGACUUCUCCCACUUGCCCAGUCCUAGAGGCAAGAUGGCGGCUGGGCCAAAUGGGCCCGAAGAAUGGGUAGGCAGUGCAUACUUGUUUGUGGAGCCCUCUUUGGACAAGGUGGUCCUGUCGGAUGCCUACGCUCACCCCCAGCAGAAGAUGGCGGUGUACAGGGCUCUGCGGACUGCAUUGGCAGAGAGCGGGAGCCCGGACGUGCUGCAGAUGCUCAAGAUCCACCGCAGCGAUCGGCAGUUGAUCCUGCAGUUGCGUUUCUGCGGGCGCCAGCCCUGCAGCCGCUUCAUCCACGCCUACCGCGAGGGGGCGCUGCGCACUUCGCUGGAAGUCGGCUUGGCUGCGGCGCUGGCUCUGCGCUCGGUGCAGUUGCAACUGGAGCUGCGCGCCGGUGCGGAGCUGCUGGAUGACUUGCUGAUGGAUGAAGAGCGCUGUUUGAGUUGCAUCUUCGCUCAUAAACCCGACCGGCUCCGGGACGAGGAACUCGCUGAGUUGGAGGCUGCGCUCCGGAAUCUGACGUGUGGUCCGGGGGGCCAGGGUGGAGACGUGGAGGUCGCUCCAACCCCUUCGAACUCCCUGGCCCCCUCUCUGUCGGAGGAGAAGCCACUGCCGCCGCCACCUGGCCAGACUUUUCUAUUCCAGGGUCAGCCCGUAGUGAACCGGCCGCUAAACCUUCAGGACCAACAGAUGUUCGCGCGCUCCGUGGGCCUCAAAUGGCGCAAGGUGGGGCGCUCCCUGCAGCGUAGUUGUCGUGCGCUGCGGGACCCGGCGCUCGAAGCCCUGGCCUAUGAGUAUGAACGCGAGGGGCUGUAUGAGCAGGCCUUCCAGCUUCUGCGGCGCUUUGUGCAGGCGGAGGGCCGCCGCGCCACGCUGCAGCGCCUGGUGGAGGCGUUGGAGGAAAAUGAGCUCACCAGCCUGGCAGAGGACUUGCUGGGCCUAGCGAAUCCUGAUGGCGGCCUGGCCUAGGCUGAGUACCAAAGGGGCAGUCGGCCAAUUGCCCAGCCAGCAUUUGGGGCACCUGGAUGACCCUAGGGUCCCCUCUGCUGCUACUGCUGACCUCCUGACCAUCCACAGGACUCUGAGACCACAUUUACAACUUAGCUGAGCUGCCGAGCAGUGUUGACUGCUUUCUACAGGAGGCAGACAAACACCCACCUUGCCUGUUGAGAUGUCACUGGGGAUUCAGAGACAGAGUAUGUGGCUGACCUGCUGCAGAAGUUGGCCUCACCCUCACCCUCAACCACCCCUGAAGAGAGGCUUUGGGCCAGCCCUUACCUCUUGGCUCAUUGAACAAUCACUCAUAAGGCACUUGCUGUGUCUUAGGCAUCAUCUUGGGUACUGCAAAUACUGUGGCAAAUCCUGCCUGCCCCCAAUUCACACUUAGUGUAGGACUCUGAAUAUUAAGCAACAGUAAUAAAAAAUUACCUGUUUCUUGAUUUGAAAAAUA